Botrytis sinoallii is the source of this 627-nucleotide messenger RNA. RefSeq lists its product as uncharacterized. Lineage: Eukaryota; Fungi; Ascomycota; Leotiomycetes; Helotiales; Sclerotiniaceae. The transcript is spliced from 3 exons. The record is from RefSeq and is a predicted model, not a curated record. The coding region runs from base 1 to 627 and encodes 208 amino acids.
AUGACGACGCGCCUUUCCUCUCUACUCGUAUCCAGCCAGGGAACAUUGGAUGCGAGUCGUGUGGAACUAGUUGGAGGAACAGACGAAGAAACUCCAGUCCAUACGAUAUUCCUCCAAGAAUCCGAACUCGACAUGCAAAGCUUUCCUGGUGUUGCGGAGUAUUUUAUUACCUUUGCUGAUGAGAAAUCGGGGAAGAGGUCCCACGAAUUAGAUAAAUCUUAUCCGCUGAGUGUACAAGGUGGGAAGACAGAUGGUGAUAGACUUAGCUACAACGAUUCCAGAGGCUUUCCGCUCUAUGAUUUGGCAAACACAAAUCGUUCGGGAAUCGUUACAGCGACCUCGAUAUCCACAGCCGUGGAUGCUUCGAUGAAGACAAUCUUAGGCAAUUCUGGUAUCGUUACGGAAAGCCCAGAAAUUAUGGAGAGUGGAGAGCCAAGAGAAAACGGGUUGGUCAUGGGACGUCUGUUUAGAGUUGUGGUCAGUUCUUAUGGGGAUGAUCACAACUAUGCAUAUAAAUUCUUCAGUCAGCUAGCACACAAAGCUCCGAACAAUGAAAUCACGGAUUUAUAUCUCAGUCAUCACAAUCGCAUAGGAUUGAAGAGUAACAAAUUCAAAGAGGCAUUAUAG